Molecule: messenger RNA, 2315 nt
Organism: Nipponia nippon (crested ibis)
Lineage: Eukaryota; Metazoa; Chordata; Aves; Pelecaniformes; Threskiornithidae
Source: RefSeq, a predicted model, not a curated record
CCCGUGCUGGUAUCUGGUGUCCAUAAGAAGUUGAAGUCAGAGCUUUGGAAACCAGAAGCUUUCAGCCUGGAAUUUGGAGAUCAAGAUGUAGAUUUGGUGAACUGCAGGAACUGUGCCAUAAUUUCAGACGUGAAAGUGCGUGACUUCUGGGAUGGCUUUGAGAUAAUAUCUAAACGGCUCAGGUCAGAUGAUGGUCAGCCAAUGGUACUAAAGUUAAAGGAUUGGCCUCCAGGGGAGGACUUUAGAGAUAUGAUGCCUACAAGGUUUGAGGACUUGAUGGAAAAUCUUCCUCUUCCUGAAUAUACCAAGAGGGACGGCAGACUGAAUUUGGCUUCUAGGCUGCCAAGCUACUUUGUCCGUCCUGACUUGGGUCCCAAAAUGUACAAUGCCUAUGGCUUAAUUACUGCAGAAGACAGACGAGUUGGUACCACAAACCUGCACUUGGAUGUGUCUGAUGCUGUUAAUGUCAUGGUGUACGUUGGGAUUCCCAUUGGGGAAGGGACCCAUGAUGAUGAGGUUCUGAAAACAAUCGAUGAGGGAGAUGCUGACGAUGUAACAAAGCAGCGAAUCCACGAAGGAAGAGAGAAACCCGGAGCAUUGUGGCACAUCUAUGCUGCCAAGGAUGCUGAAAAGAUACGGGAACUUCUCCGGAAGGUUGGAGAAGAACAAGGCCAAGAAAAUCCCCCAGAUCAUGACCCCAUUCAUGACCAAAGUUGGUACUUGGACCAGACCUUACGUAAGCGACUCUAUGAUGAGUAUGGUGUACAAGGCUGGGCAAUAGUGCAGUUCCUUGGAGAUGCUGUGUUCAUUCCUGCAGGUGCUCCCCAUCAGGUCCAUAAUUUGUACAGCUGCAUUAAAGUAGCAGAAGAUUUUGUAUCUCCAGAACAUGUGAAGCACUGCUUCCGUCUGACGCAGGAGUUCAGGCACCUGUCUAAUACUCAUACAAACCAUGAGGAUAAACUGCAGGUGAAGAACAUUAUCUACCAUGCAGUGAAAGAUGCUGUUGGCACACUGAAAGCUCAUGAAUCCAAACUAGCUAGAUCGUAGGAAUUGCUAAUUCCAAAUGCCCUGUGAAGUAAGCCUUUUGCUCACAGUAUAUACAGGGACUGCACAUGACUGCCUCUGCAGGAGCAGAGGCUUCUCACUAAGAGCUGGUGUGGUCAGUAUUACACACACUCUUCAGCCACUGUUUUCUACGCUGCCUCAACACUGAAGGUCUAACGGAAGGUCGCACUGUUACACGCAGAAUUCCAGAUUCUAACGAAAGGUGCCAUGUCCCUUUCCUGUGGCCUUUUGCAAAUUGGAAGAACACGGAAACCACUUGGUGUUCCUGCAUAUUAUGAUUAGAAAUGGUAUAAAGAGUGUGGAUGUUUUUUUUUUUCCUCAUGCCCAGUUAGUCUCCACGAAGUUAGAAGGAAUGUGCUGGAGGUGGGUUGUCCUGCUGCAGACUUAGUUGAUAGCUGCUGAAGGAGUGUGACCAACGGUAGCCCAACUGCAGAAAUUUAAGCAAACUUCCCAUGUGAGAUACAGGCCAAGGAAAAGAAUAAAGCUAUUCUCUGCACUCCCCUUCUUGUAGCCGUUUCUCUAUACACUGUAGAGUUGCAGAAAUAAAGGGAGAACCCACUUUUUUUCCCCAGGAGACUCCAGAAAUAGGAGAAUUGUGUAUUUAGUGAAAAACUAGGUUUGUAGUGAAACAGUUAAUAUUUCAUGAAAGUAGAUAUUUUUAGUAUUUUUGAAGUACCACAACUGUUCCUGGAUUUUCAAGGAAAGGCGCAUUACAUUUAGUCUUCCUUUCAAUAAAAUCAAGAAGUGAUUUUUAGAAAGCAGUCCAAAAUAGCACAAAAACAGCCAAAGGAGAGUGAAUAGAAAUUGACACCCCACCUCCCUUGCCCAUAUUCCUCACCCAUCUUCCCCCCUCUCCCUACGCCACCCUGCUUCCUCAGAUGAGAAGUAAAAAGGAGUAUAAACUCUGUUCUCAUGUGGAGAUGUUGUACAUCUCUCCCUGCACUGGUGACUGCAGGCAAUAGUUCACCCAAUACCAGUGCUAGCUGAAAACAUCUAUCCUUUCCAAAGUGAAGGAGAAGUUAACUUUCAGUGUCAACUUUGUCCAGAACUAUUUUAAGUAAAAUGUUCCUGCUUGAUAGAACUGUAUUCAGAAUUUACUAAUGUCAGCAUUGAUGCAAUGGAUUUCAUUGUCCGGGUACAUGGGGAAAUGUAUCUACCUUAUAUCCAGCUGUACUGUAGUGCCACCUGCAGGCCUGUUAAUAUGUUCACGGUUAUUUCAUUUUUUUAAAAAUAAAAGUCAUUUACUGUAA